GUGAGCAGCACUCUCAAGUAACAGCGGCCGCGGGACGAUGAUGAUGAUGAUGAUGAUUAUGAGGAUGAUGAUGUUGAGAUAAAGGAUACGAGACUCAAAGAAGAACAGAGGCUUUCCCAUUGACAGGCCCGUGAUGCCGAGAGCGACGCCGACGCGGCAGACGCACCUGUGGACGUGAGAGACCACCUGUAAACACCACCUGACCUGGGGGACCUGCCACCCCAAUGGCAGUGGCUAGCGAGGACCCCCACCUGGGCGUGGGGCCCGACCCCGACCUGUCCGAGUGCUCCCUGGCCGGGGAAAGCGACGACUCGGGGAGCGUCCUGUCGGAGGACUCGGUCCUGCCGGCGUACGAGCGGGAGGAGCAGCAGGGAGGCCCCAUCAACACCCUGUACCAGGCCUGCAGCAGGAACGCACCUGCCUCUCUGAAGAGGAUCCUGGAGCGCGGAGUCACCAAGGAGGAGGUCAUGGAGCUGGACAUCAACGGCAGAAAUGGACUGAUGACGGCAGUGGCCAAAGGCCUCAUAGACAUAGUGAGCAUACUCCAUACGUGUCCCUACAUUGACAUCAACCACCAAGACAACGACGGACACACAGCUCUUAUGCUGGCAGCACAUUCAGGUUUCGUGACCAUCCUCAACUACAUCCUGAACUAUUAUCCUGGAGUGGAGGUGGAGCUGAUGGACACCAGAGGCUUCACGGCCCUGCUCAAGGCAUCCAUCGCGGGACACAAUGAUUGUGUGUCCACCCUUGUGAUGGCAGGAGCCGACGUGAACGCCGUGGACGGCCACCAUCUGAAGGACGCGCGCGACUGGGCCCUGAAGACGGGCCACUGGGAGACCUUCCAGCGCAUCCGGCGGCUGGCGGCCAAGCCGCGCGCCGACCAGUUCUGCGACAGCUACGUGCCCGAGUGGCCCGACCUGAAGGAGCUGGUCGCCAAGGCAACCGCCCCGCGGAGCGUCGGGCAGCGCGUGGCGCACAAGCUGCGGCAGACCUUCACCUUCACCUUCCCUCAGGACCCGCAGGACGGCGGCGUGCUCGACAGCAUGGUGCGGAUGACCAGCAGCGUCCACAGUCCCCUGAUCGCCACGGGCUGCCACCCGCUCUGCCCCACCAGCCCGCCCGAGGUGGGCAAGCGGCGCAUGGCCGUGCCCGAGCUGUCGCAGGUGCACUCGGGCAAGGAGCUGGAGGGCCGGACGCGCCACAGCGCCGACCGCGCGUCCAUGUCGUCCGGCUCCUCUGGCUCCUCGGCGGCCUCCGCCUCCUCCGUGUCGAUGUCGUGCGCCAACGGCGUCAAGACCUUCAUCCCCAGGAACGUGGGACGCCGCAACAGCGUCUUCCCCGCCGGCUGCAUCCCGCAGAUCCGCGUGACCAAGUCCAGCGAGCCCACGCCCAAGAAGGAGAAGAAGAAGAAGAGGUCCAAGUCCAAGACCCACCUGGAGCCGCCCAUCUGGAAGUACAAGGAGGCCAAGGAGGAGAAGAAGAAGGAGAAGAAACGGCUGGAGAAGGAGGCCAAAGAGAAGGAGAAGGAAAAGAACAAGAACAAGAAGAAGUAAAUAAACGAGACAGUGCCAUCGUGGCAACCGGCCAGUUGUUUGGAGCACACCUCUUUAUGCUGCUGGGCGGCUCACAGCGAUGCUAGCGGACCUCCCUGCCAACUAGCAUUCGUUUGUUUUUGCACUGUUGUUCCAACACACAUGGCUUCUGAAUGGAGAUACUCUGCUGACUCUUUUGAUGUUACAGAGUCCUCAGGCCAUGUUGGCAGUUCUGCCCUGCACUGUGUCGCAGUGUGUCCACUACUUUUGGGGAGAGUGACAUGUACUGUACAUGUACCACUGUACUGGCAAGGACUUUGUGGCCAAA
This is a messenger RNA of Engraulis encrasicolus (European anchovy), 1863 nucleotides long. It is a transcript of the gene ankrd33aa, whose product is annotated as ankyrin repeat domain 33Aa. The transcript is spliced from 5 exons. Gene Ontology annotation, molecular function: protein binding. NCBI's taxonomy places the organism in Eukaryota, Metazoa, Chordata, Actinopteri, Clupeiformes, Engraulidae. The coding region runs from base 225 to 1556 and encodes 443 amino acids. The record is from RefSeq and is a predicted model, not a curated record.